CUAGUCUAACUAAUAGUAUCCAUUGCAGCAAUCUCCAUUCCUCUGACACCGUCCUGAAACAAGCAACAUUAUCGACUUGGGCUGAUCGGAUCUGUCUAGUUCAUUCCAGCUUGGCCAUUUGAUCCACUUGCCCCAGCCACCUUUCCGCCUCUUAUUGGCCCUGUUCGGCUAUAAUAGACACUGACUUCAUAGCCCUUCUUGCCUGGUGCAGCCAACUCAUCAAUCGGACUCCUCCCCUUCUCUCGUCCAAAUAUUCUCCUGUUGUUUAUGAUUCCUCAACAACAGAAAUCUCCAUGGCCAGUAUGAUGCAUAGGCCUCAAUUCCAAAAGUCCAAGGAUGGCCAACGAAAGUUCUCCCCUCCUGGACCGACUUAUAUGUCCGAUGACCAAGUUGCGACCUAUUUGAAAGAUCUGCGGACUAAUCGUCCUACACGUCCUGGUGGAUCCAGACCGCUGCCUGCAAGAUCUGCUGCAGCUCCUACUAAUCCCCAUGACGACCUACCUCCACGAGCGGCAUCUGCGAUGUCAUCUUAUGGUUCCAUGAGGAUGCAGUCUAGUCCACCCACCACGGAAGCCAGAUUCCCCCGGGCCACCAGCUCACUGUCUAACCAUAGACCUGCCUCUUCUUUGGGAGGUCCUACCGGGCGCCCAUUAGUUCAGGAACCGAGAACUGUUCCGAUUAGGCAGACUGUAUCUCCAGCGCGAGCCUUCUCUCGCGUGGAACAGAUUCCCACGCGACCUACAUAUCGUCAAAAUCCCCAAAGACGCAUAGAGAAAGAAGAGGCACGGUCGUUGCGUGAUGCAUUACAGGGAAUGGAUCUCAAUGACGAACUUGAUCUGCACGCCGCCGCUCAAGAUGAGGCUACUGAACUGGUCUGGAUGCAUCAACAUCCGGGCCUACCGUAUAAGAAUCCAUAUGCGCCUUAUCAUAACCCCGACCUGCAAGAUCUUCAACAAAGUCCGCCAAGAAGUGGCUUCGCUUCUCAAAAUGGCGGUCCUAGCUCCCCAACGGCCCGCAGGGAUAGUCGUCGACUUGUCUUCCAGGGGUCGACAGUCAGUAAUAGUGGGACGAGCGGCUCCCGGGGAAUCGAUAGAAAGUCCACAUUUGAUAAAGAAACGCAGCCAAUAUGGGAAGAAGGAACAAGCCCGCCGCAAAGCCCGGCCAAGGGAGGAAGCCUGCGAAGGGGCAUGAAAGUCGACUUUGCACUCCCUCGAGAGGGUGAGACGUCAGUGAACUCAAGCGAUACUCAUGGGCUAGGCCAGGCAAAUGCCAGACACGAAACUUCGAAAGGCAUCUUCAGAAAUCCCAAUGACCAAAUCUACGAAGAGCCUCAUCUUUCUCCCAAGAAGGAUGAAGGUGCUCGCUCGAUUUUCUCUAGGUCAGACUCAUCUGCUUUAAGGAGCAAACCUCGGAAUGCCCUUCCUCGCGGAUCCCGCCCUUUACCCGGUCGCUUUGGUAGUCUCUCCUUCGUUGAUAAGCUCUCUCGCUUCGAGAUCCACAAGAAUCCUCCAAGUCAAAUGAGGAACCUUGAGUAUACUACGAACGAGCCUCACUCCCAAGAAGCGCCGCGUGCAACUGAGACAGAACAGCAGCCCGUGCCGAUGAAAGAUGGCCUUGAAAUCCGAAGUGAAGAGCUUCGAGCCGCGACGAGCAAGAAGCUCAGAGACCGCAGCACGAGGCUCCCAAUGCCCACCGCAGUAAGCGAUCGUGCUGGUCGACCUAUCGUGAGCUUCGAUCCCAAGUGGAAACCCACCGAGGCACCAGAUCCUCCUAAACGCGACAAAGGCUGGGACGCUGCGCCUCAACCGCCACCUCCAGCUCCCACGAUUGAAGUGUCCGAAGCACCGUCCGUACCGGUCAUUAAUCUGCCGGAUGAUAAGGAGCCUACCCUCUCCGAAAUUUCCAAUUCUCAUCGAAGCUCUACAAUAGCCGUCAAACCAUCAACGUCUCCGCUUAAGAGCGACGCAGCCCCUAAACGGCCCCUUCCCAAGAUCGCCGCGGCCUCACCCAGUCGUUGGUUGUCGGCUUAUACACGCUCUGGGGUUCCCACGGCAAAAUGCGAAAGCUGUUCUCUCCCGAUUGCUGGAAAGAUCGUGACUGCUGCUGGUACCCGAUUCCAUCCGGAAUGUUUUGUGUGCCAUCAUUGUCAAACAGCUCUUGAAUGCGUGGCGUUCUACCAAGAGCCCGAUGCGAAAAGAGCCGAGCGACUAGCCGAAUCACCGGCCGACGACGAGGAGGCUCAUGCAUUGAGAUUCUAUUGCCACCUUGACUUCCACGAGUUGUUCAGCCCAAGGUGUAAGAGCUGUAAGACUCCGAUUGAGGGGGAAGUGGUUGUGGCGUGCGGAGCCGAGUGGCAUGUCGGCCAUUUCUUCUGUGCUGAAUGUGGUGAUCCCUUCAGCUCAGAGAAGCCAUUCGUGGAAAAGGACGGUUUUGCAUGGUGCUUGCAAUGCCAUUCCCGACGUACCGCCCCUCGCUGCCUGGGCUGCAAAAAGCCUGUCCUGGACGACGUGGUGAUCUCUGCUAUUGGGGGACAGUGGCAUGAUCAAUGCUUCGUCUGUCACGAGUGCGGCGAUGGGUUCGGCCCGGACGGUCGGUACUUUGUCCGCGAGGGCGAGCCCAAGCGCACGGCCAAGGGUCGUAUCAUCGGAGGACCGGUCCAGCUCGCCGUGUGUGAGCGAUGCGAGGGCAUUCGACUGAAAGCGUCUCCUUGAGAUAUUGGCAAUCAAGCCAGCGUGGGAAUCCUGGUUUGAUUCCUCGCUAGACGCGCUACAUUCUGCUUUUGCUGAGGUGGAUGGGAGCCGGGGUCUCCAUAAGCUACCUCGCAGUGCUGUCCAUUGAAUGAGACACAACUGCUGAUUAUCCGGGCCUAGCGCCACCUUGCUCAUUUUUGACUAUAAUCGUUGCUCACAUUGUCGCCGUCUCGAACUAUAAAUCCACCAUGUCGAUUGCAUAGCAGUGAGCGGGAGUUUAGCACGCAGUAUGUUCGGGAUGCUGUAUGAGCGUGAGAAUGAUGUUAUUUGAUAUUUGUGUGACGGCCGUGCUCCUUUGAAUCUGGAUUUUGCGCAUUUUGUUUCGAGCUCCUCAAGUCUUAUUCCAAUCUUACAACCUUUAUUCUCUUUGAAAGGGCCAGUCCAGUUUCCAGACUAGACCAAAGACCUGGCAACUUCUCACUACAGAUAGCUACAGGGUCAGUCUUA
Messenger RNA from Aspergillus saccharolyticus JOP 1030-1, 3197 nucleotides. Its product is annotated as LIM domain protein. Gene Ontology annotation, molecular function: transcription coregulator activity. NCBI's taxonomy places the organism in Eukaryota, Fungi, Ascomycota, Eurotiomycetes, Eurotiales, Aspergillaceae. The coding region runs from base 294 to 2711 and encodes 805 amino acids. Gene Ontology annotation, cellular component: Z disc; nucleus. The record is from RefSeq and is a predicted model, not a curated record. The transcript has 3 exons.